Molecule: messenger RNA, 5468 nt
Organism: Coregonus clupeaformis (lake whitefish)
Lineage: Eukaryota; Metazoa; Chordata; Actinopteri; Salmoniformes; Salmonidae
Product: vinculin
Exons: 22
Coding region: 202-3402 (1066 amino acids)
Biological process (GO): cell adhesion
Cellular component (GO): actin cytoskeleton
Molecular function (GO): actin filament binding; structural molecule activity
Source: RefSeq, a predicted model, not a curated record
AGCUGCGGUUGGGGAGUCACACGCUGAUUGUUGCAAGGGGAGUAGUUAGUGUUCCCAGAGAGUGAAACUGUGCCGGGGAAGAAAAGUGUUGGAUUAACCUUAGACUUCAUAGGGGCACAAACAAGAGAGGGAACUUUUGAAACAGCCAAACGGGGCCAGACUUUUUUCUCUUGAAUAGGAGAGCGGACUCAAGUUUUCAUCAUGCCGGUUUUUCACACAAAGACGAUAGAAAGUAUCCUAGAGCCGGUGGCUCAGCAGAUAUCCCAUCUGGUGAUUAUGCACGAAGAAGGUGAGGUGGACGGGAAAGCUAUCCCGGAUCUCACGGCUCCGGUGGCUGCGGUGCAGGCAGCUGUCAGCAACCUGGUUCGGGUGGGGAAAGACACUGUCCAGACUACAGAAGACCAGAUAAUGAAGAGAGACAUGCCUCCAGCUUUCAUCAAGGUGGAGACUGCAUGCACCAAGCUGGUGCAGGCAGCGUCCAUGUUGAAAGCAGACCCUUACUCCGUCCCUGCUCGAGAUUACCUCAUCGACGGCUCCCGGGGCAUCCUCUCUGGCACCUCGGACCUGCUGCUGACCUUCGACGAGGCUGAGGUUCGUAAAAUCAUCCGUGUGUGCAAAGGUAUCCUGGAGUACCUAACCGUGGCGGAGGUGGUGGAAUCCAUGGAGGAUCUGAUCACAUACACGAAGAACCUGGGACCUGGGAUGACGAAGAUGGCCAAGAUGAUUGACGAGAGACAGCAGGAGCUGACCCACCAGGAACACCGCGUGAUGCUGGUCAACUCCAUGAACACGGUCAAAGAGUUGCUCCCUGUCCUCAUCUCAGGUAUCAAGAUAUUUGUGACGACCAAGACGUCCGGCAGCCAGGGGGUAGAGGAGUCUCUGAAGAACAGAAACUUCACCUUCGAGAAGAUGAGCGCUGAGAUCAACGAGAUCAUCAGGGUGCUGCAGCUCACUUCCUGGGACGAAGACGCCUGGGCCAACAAGAAGGAUACAGAGGCCAUGAAGAGAGCUCUGGCACUUAUCGACUCUAAGAUGACCCAGGCCAAGAGCUGGCUGAGGGACCCCAACGCCCAACCAGGGGAUGCAGGAGAACAGGCCAUCCGUCAGAUCCUGGAUGAGGCUGGGAAGGUGGGAGAGCUGUGUGCUGGGAAGGAGAGGAGGGAUAUCCUGGGCACAGCCAAAACCCUGGGGCAAAUCACUGACCAGGUUUCUGAGAUGAGGGCCAGGGGUCAGGGGGCAUCUCCUGCAGCCAAGCAGAGGGCCCAGCAGGUCUCCCAGGGCCUGGAUGUUCUCACAGGGAAGGUGGAGAAUGCAGCCCGGAAACUGGAGGCCAUGACCAACUCCAAACAGGUCAUCGCCAAGAGGAUUGACGCUGCUCAGAACUGGCUGGCAGAUCCCAACGGUGGUCCUGAGGGAGAAGAAAACAUUAGAGCCCUCCUGUCUGAGGCCAAGAAGAUCGCUGACAUGUGUGAAGAUCCCAAGGAGAGAGAUGACAUCCUGAGGUCCAUCGGAGAGAUGGCUGCUCUCACCGCCAAGCUUUCUGAGCUCCGGAGACAGGGUAAAGGUGAUACUCCAGAGGCCAGGGCAUUGGCCAAGCAGAUAGCCACAUCCCUACAGAACCUGCAGUCUAAGACCAGCAAGGCUGUAGCCAACAGCAGGCCUGCCAAGGCUGCAGUCCACCUGGAGGGGAAGAUAGAACAGGCCCAGAGCUGGAUGGAGAACCCCACCAUCGAUGACGGGGGAGUGGGCCAGGCAGCUAUCCGGGGCCUGGUGGCAGAGGGCCGUCGUCUGGCUAACGCCCUGCCAGGUCCCUACAGACAGGGGCUGGUGGGGAAGUGUGAGCAGGUAGAACAGCUGAUGGCCCAGCUAGCCGACCUGGCCGCCAGGGGCGAUGGGGAGUCGCCACAGGCGCGUGCCGUGGCUCAACAGCUCCAGGAGACCCUGAAGAACCUCAAAGGAACGAUGCAGGAAGCGAUGACUCAGGAAGUGUCAGACAUCUUCAGCGACACGACCACUCCCAUCAAACUACUGGCUGUGGCCUCCACCGCCCCACCCAAUGCCCCGAACAGGGACCAGGUGUUUGAUGAGAGGGCGGCCAACUUUGAGAACCAUGCAAACAAGCUGGCUGCUACAGCAGAAAAGGCUGCCGCUGUGGGAACAGCUAACAAGAGCACCGUGGAGGGGAUCCAAGCUGCCGUCAAGUCUACAAGAGACAUUACACCACAGGUGGUCUCUGCUGCCCGUAUCAUGCUGAGAAACCCAGGAAACCAGGCUGCCUUCGAGCACUUUGAGACCAUGAAGAACCAGUGGAUUGACAACGUGGAGAAAAUGACAGGUUUGGUGGACGAGGCCAUAGACACCAAGUCUCUGUUGGAUGCCUCUGAGGAGGCCAUUAAGAAAGACCUGGAGAAGUGUCGCGCGGCCAUGGCUAACCACCAGCCCCAGAUGUUAGUGGUAGGAGCCACCAGCAUCGCCCGGCGGGCCAACCGGAUCCUCCUGGUGGCGAAACGGGAGGUUGAGAACUCUGAGGAUCCUAGAUUCAGAGAGAUAGUGAAGGCUGCGUCUGAUGAGCUGAGCCGGACCAUCUCUCCCAUGGUGAUGGACGCCAAGGCUGUGGCUGGGAACAUCACCGAUCCAAGUCUGCAGAAGGGCUUCCUGGACUCAGGCCAUAGGAUCCUGGGGGCCGUUGCCAAGGUGAGAGAUGCCUUCCAGCCACAGGAACCAGACUUCCCACCACCUCCUGAUCUGGACCAACUGCACGUCAGCGACGAGCCCGCCCCACCCAAACCACCUCUCCCCGAGGGUGAGGUUCCUCCCCCCAGACCCCCUCCCCCAGAGGAGAAGGACGAGGACUUCCCAGAGCAGGAAGUAGGAGAGAUGGUGAGCGAGCCCAUGAUGAUGGCCGCCAGACAGCUCCACGAGGAGGCCCGCAAGUGGUCCAGCAAGGGUAACGACAUCAUCGGUGCAGCCAAGAGAAUGGCCCUGCUCAUGGCUGAGAUGUCCCGGCUGGUGCGCGGUGCCGGUGGGAAUAAGCGUGCCCUCAUCCAGUGUGCCAAAGACAUCGCAAAAGCCUCAGACGAGGUCACGAAGUUGGCCAAGGAGGUGGCCAAGCAGUGCACAGACAAACGCAUCCGGACCAACCUGCUCCAGGUGUGUGAGCGCAUCCCCACCAUCAGCACACAGCUCAAGAUCCUCUCCACGGUCAAAGCCACCAUGUUGGGUCGUACCAACAUCAGCGAGGAGGAGUCCGAGCAGGCCACAGAGAUGUUGGUUCACAAUGCCCAGAACCUGAUGCAGUCUGUGAAGGAGACGGUUAGAGAGGCCGAGGCUGCCUCCAUCAAGAUCCGGACGGACGCCGGUUUCACCUUGCACUGGAUCCGAAAGACCCCCUGGUACCAAUAAGAAGAGACGGGCCAACUGUUCGUUAAUUUGCAUUCCCAAUGGCACUCUAUUCCCCUACGUAGUGCAAUACUUUCGACCAGGGCCCGUACGUCUCUGGUUAAAAGUAGUGCAGUAGAUUGGGGAAUAGAUAACGUAGCCUGGUUGGAAGAAGAAAACAGCCAGACCCUUUUGAGCAACAGUUCUGACGAACUCAUACAUACUAAUUCCAAGAUACAAUGAAUGAAAACAGCCCCUUUAAUAACCCUGCCUGGUUGGGGUAAAAAGAGUGAGUGAGUUAAUACUGAAAACACUAUUUAUCAGUCGAUGUCAAUCCCAUACUUGCCUGUAAACGGUGACAGUUUUGGUAGAAUAUAAGGUAGAGGACUAUCUAAUGCAGCUAUAACAUGCUAUAGAAUGAUUCUUACUUGCAAAUUAUUUUUUGUAAUUGUAUGUAAAAAAAAUAUAUAUAUAUAAAAAAAAUAAGAAGAAAUAAAAUGUGUUUUCAGAUCUUAUGAAAAAUCCCAGGUAUGUAUCUGAGGUUUCUUUUCGUAUCCAGUAAAAGGUUAAAGGAUUAAACUAUAACUGGUUAACCAUGCAGUGUAGCCCCACAGUGAGAAGAAGACCUCCAAGUUAAAAUUAUAAUAUUAUUAAGAUUUUUCCCUGGAAGGCCUUUUUUAUAUCUUUAUACUGGUUCUUUAUUUCACUAUUUGCAAUGCGCAGCUGUUCACCUUUGCUAGGGCAAAGCACAUCUGAUCCAACUCGAUGGGAGUGAGUUCAAGCGUAUCACAAUGCUCCGUUCCACACACGAAUAUGUAUUAUUCAGUGGUAUUAUGGUCUGUUUUAUACUAUGUUAUGUUAUAGAAACACUGUUCCUUGUUCCAUAUUUUUUUGUUAAAUGGUGAGAUGUUUUUUUUUUUGUAGCAAUGUUCUUAUUUUUAUCGUCAGGACUGCCAAAGACUGUAUUCUAUCCUAGUCCCAGAUCUGUUUGUGAUCUUUGCGCCUACUCCAUUGUGCCACGACAAUGAGUGACAGGGAGUUGGCGUGAUGGCGCCACACAGCCUGGUACUCAGGCUUAGUUUGUUCCACUAUUAACUUUUUCUGUCUUGGGGUUUAUUAUUAUUAUUAUUAUUAUUAUUAUUAUUAUUAUUAUUAUAAAACAUAAGGACUAGCUCUUCAGACACAUUGGGUAGAAAGUGUCUUAUUAACUUUAGAACUUUCACAAAUAUCUGUUCAAAUAACUUGCAUUCAGCGCUUUUAUUUUCUGGCUUGAUUUUUCACAUUGUUGCAUUGAGAUUACAUGUAGGCCUUAGGUCUGCCUUAAGUCUGCGUUAAGUCUGCCGUAAGUCUGCCUUAGGUCUGCCUUAGGUCUGGUGCUCUAUACUUUGUGCUUCUCAGUGAAACUAUAGCAUGCCAGUCUCCAUGUUUUAGCCUGAGUAGAGGCCAGCUAAACUAUAAUGUUGAAACUGUGUCUUGACCUAAUGUGGUGUGCACUGCCAAUUUUGUGAAAGAUUUAAUGAAUGAUACAUCAAAUGCUUUGAAGAUAAGGUCUGGGUCUGGGGGCUAAAGAGUCUGUGUGGACAGUUUUGGGGCUAGUUUCCUGCUAACAGAUUAAGCCAAGUACUGGACAGAAAUUGAAGUGAUUUUUAGUCUUUUAGGACUAGGAGACUACCAAUACAUCACAUGAAACAGCCUUCUCUUCCGCUCAUAUCUUCAAACUACACUAAACCUUUAAACAGCUGGUACAAAUGGUUGAAAUUUAGAAAUGUGUUCUUUUGUGUCUGAAUAAUCCCAGUGCAGUUUGAAUGUGUACGAUAUUGAGAUCCUACAAAACCGUCUGAUGCGCCCUGUAAUAAAAAGGCUGAUUGCAAUAAAUGUUUUUAUUUAUUUUUAUUUACAGGAAAUGACGUUUUGUAUCUUCUGUGUAGUCAACUCUACUCAAGGCCUCAUACUUUCGUUCAGAAAUAUUUGUGUGAUAUUUCUAAGAUCGGCACAGCCUAAAGGGAAGGAACACGUUUCAUUCAGUCUAAGAAUCAAGUCCUGCUUCUUGGUAUUGUUCACAUUAAUUUGUAAUAAAGCAUUUAAUAAGA